Messenger RNA from Salmo salar (Atlantic salmon), 1921 nucleotides. Its product is annotated as histone-lysine N-methyltransferase SUV39H1. Gene Ontology annotation, molecular function: zinc ion binding; protein binding; histone H3K9 methyltransferase activity. The record is from RefSeq and is a predicted model, not a curated record. Lineage: Eukaryota; Metazoa; Chordata; Actinopteri; Salmoniformes; Salmonidae. Gene Ontology annotation, cellular component: nucleus.
AUUGGUCAUUUGGGCUGCCUGUCAUUCUAUAAUCGGAUCCAACCAUUGGCUAGCUAGACUUCCUGGGAUUUUGGCGGUGGAGUAAACAUGGCGGAAGAUUUAAAAGGGUGCCAAGUUGUAUGCAAAGUGACAACGAGCCAGUUGCAGACACUCUGUCGUCAUGAAGGGAUUGUGUGCUUGGAUCUGGGGGUCAACAGGAAACAAAUGCACAACUUCGAAGUGGAGUACCUGUGUGACUACAAGAGGACACUUGUUCCUGGUAGGAAGACAGCCAAUGCCACAGGAGUACCAAAGGAGCGAGAGUUCUACUUGGUUAAAUGGAAGGGUUACCCAGAUCACAUGAACACAUGGGAGCCGAGGAAAAACCUGCGGUGUGUGGAGCUCCUACGUCAGUUCUGGGACGAUGUCUUCCUGGAGCUGCAGAGACAGAAAAAGACCGUAGUCCCCAACCAGUUUGAAACAGAGCUGUCCUCUUACCUGGAGCAGAGGGCCAGGCAUAGGCAGAGCCUGCAGAGGUGGGAGGCCCAGAUCAACUGUGUCGGAGGCCUCACCAAACGCAUCCUGGUCCGCAACUGUGUGGACCUGGAGGGCCCUCCGAAUAACUUCACCUACAUCAACAACUACAAGGUGGGUGAGGGCGUUUCGAUGACGACAAUGGCAGUGGGGUGCGAGUGCACCAACUGUUUGGAGAAUCCUGUGGGUGGUUGCUGCCCAGGAGUAUCGGGACAUGGCUUUGCCUACAACGAGUGUGGGCAGGUGAAGGUUAAGCCUGGGGAGCCCAUCUAUGAGUGCAACAAUAUGUGUCGCUGUGGACCAGACUGCCCCAACAGAGUGGUACAGAGAGGGAUCCAGCAUACCCUCUGCAUCUUCAAAACAGACAACGGGCGGGGGUGGGGAGUACGGACCUCUGAGCGUAUCAGAAGGCAUUCCUUCGUCAUGGAGUAUGUUGGAGAGAUCAUCACUACAGAGGAGGCAGAGAGGCGGGGUCAGGUCUAUGACAGACAGGGAGCAACAUACCUGUUUGACCUGGACUAUGUGGAGGAUGAGUACACCAUUGAUGCUGCUCACUAUGGAAAUGUAUCCCACUUUGUCAACCACAGUUGCAACCCUAACCUGCAGGUGUAUAACGUAUUCAUAGACAACCUGGAUGAGCGACUGCCACGCCUGGCUUUCUUCUCAAACCGUGGUAUCAGCGCUGGGGAGGAGCUCACCUUCGACUACAAUAUGCAGAUUGAUCCAAUAGAUGUGGAGAGUACAAAGAUGGACUCCAAUUUCAGCAUGACUAGAUCACCCAAAAAGGCUUCUCUCAUAACUGGAUCACCCAAGAAGCUUCACAUGACUGGAUCACCCAAAAAGGAUCCCCUCAUGAUUGGAUCACCCAAAAAGGAUCCCCUCAUGAUUGGAUCACCCAAAAAGGAUCCCCUCAUGAUUGGAUCACCCAAAAAGGAUCCCCUCAUGAUUGGAUCACCCAAAAAGGAUCCCCUCAUGAUUGGAUCACCCCAAAAGGAUCCCCUCAUGAUUGGAUCACCCAAAAAGCGAGCGCGCAUGGAGUGCAAGUGUGGGACAGACAAUUGCAGGGGGUACUUGUUUUAGGGGUACUUGUUUUAGGGUUGCAGCAAGGACAAAUUUAUACAUUUUACUUUUCCAGGAUUGUCAUCAUGACAAUUCAACUUUAUUUCUGUCAUUUUAAAUGUAUACUAUGGUGUCUGUGAAUAUUUUGCCCUAUUUGAUCAUCAACUAUUCAUUAGUGUUUGGGGCAUCAUGUUUUUUAUUUGUUAAUGUUUAAUUAUUAUUUUUUUAAAGUUAUUUGGUUUUAGUAUACGACACUCAAAUCCAAUCUUAUUGAAUGUACAUUACCAUUCAAAAGUUUGGGGUCACUUAGAAAUGUUCUUGUUUUUUGAAAGAAAAACACAUUUUGAAA